Molecule: messenger RNA, 822 nt
Organism: Macroventuria anomochaeta
Lineage: Eukaryota; Fungi; Ascomycota; Dothideomycetes; Pleosporales; Didymellaceae
Exons: 2
Biological process (GO): double-strand break repair via homologous recombination
Cellular component (GO): nucleus; cytoplasm; chromosome
Molecular function (GO): four-way junction helicase activity; 3'-5' DNA helicase activity; ATP binding
Source: RefSeq, a predicted model, not a curated record
AACUACAGCAACUACGUGUGGUACAAUGCGCAAGGAGCGUGGGACACUGGCCGACUCACAAGAGUACUCAAACGAGAGACAAAGACAAGGCUAGGCGUGGAGCUGCACAUGCUGGACUACCGACACACCGCCAGUUGUUGUGGGAGAGUUGUUGUGGGAGAGUUGUUCAGCAGAGGUUGUCAGGACGAGCUCGGCGAGAUUGAAGAAGCUGAGGUGGAGGAUGACGGCGAGGACAUUCUUGAGCUGCAGAACUCACGCACGACAGCUAUGGGUGUUGGCAACUACAGCGCACCGAUAGACAUUGUGAAGCAUCUCAGCGUACGGUGGAUAGACGCAUUUUGCCCGCUUAGCAUGGCAUGGCACAGGUUCUUGGGUGUUGAUGGUGAAGGUGAAGCAGAUGAGGGCGUAGAUGCAAGCGCGAGUACCGCAAGAAAGCGAGUGCUGCAGAACAGUAUCUCUGAGCCGGCAGUGCUACCGAAAGCAAAGGAGGGGCAGGUUGAAGAUCUACGUGAAGAAGAGAUUCGCAAAGCAUUGAGGCAGGUACUGAAGAAGCAGGAUGUCAGCUUCCGAUCUGUUGAGCAAGAGCAAGCAAUGCACGCUGUACUUGGCGGUCAGACGCCGCUGGUAGUGGUGCUUCCGACAGGGGGUGGUAAGAGGCUGCUAUUCACUGUGCCGGCAAUCGUCGAGAAAGAGGGAGGAGUUACUGUUGUGGUGGUGCCGUACCGGGCGCUGAUUGAAGACUUGGUGAUGCGAAUUCGGCAGAGCGGCAUUGAUUGUAUGGAGUGGAAGCACGGCGAGAACAACCCGGCAUCUGUGGUUGUG